Messenger RNA from Zonotrichia albicollis (white-throated sparrow), 1199 nucleotides. NCBI's taxonomy places the organism in Eukaryota, Metazoa, Chordata, Aves, Passeriformes, Passerellidae. The record is from RefSeq and is a predicted model, not a curated record.
CUCUCUCUCUCUCUGUUGCAGGUCACCAGACCAGUGCUGAAUCAUGGGGUACUGGCAGAGCUGUUGCUCGAAUCCCGCGUGUCCGGGGUGGUGGCACUCACCGCUCUGGCCAGGGUGCCUUUGGCAACAUGUGUCGUGGUGGCCGCAUGUUCGCCCCGACCAAGACCUGGCGGCGCUGGCACCGCAGGGUGAACAUCAUGCAGAAGCGUUACGCCAUCUGCUCUGCUCUGGCUGCCUCUGCCCUGCCGGCUCUGGUCAUGUCUAAAGGCCACCGCAUUGAGGAGAUUCCAGAACUCCCUCUGGUUGUUGAGGACAAAGUUGAGGGCUACAAGAAGACCAAGGAAGCUGUUCUUCUCCUGAAGAAGCUUAAAGCUUGGAAUGACAUCAAAAAGGUUUACGCCUCCCAGCGCAUGCGGGCCGGGAAGGGCAAGAUGAGGAAUCGCCGCCGCAUCCAGCGCAGGGGACCCUGCAUCAUCUACAACGAGGACAACGGCAUCAUCAGGGCUUUCCGGAACAUCCCCGGAAUCACUCUGCUGAACGUGAACAAGCUGAACCUGCUGCGCCUCGCUCCCGGGGGCCACGUGGGGCGUUUCUGCAUCUGGACCGAGAGCGCGUUCCGCAAGCUGGACGAUCUGUACGGCACCUGGCGCAAGGCAGCCACGCUCAAGAGCGACUACAACCUGCCCAUGCACAAGAUGACCAAUACAGAUAUUGGAAGAAUCAUGAGAAGCCAGGAAAUCCAGAAGGCCCUGCGUGCUCCAAAGAAGAAGAUUCAGCGCAGGGUCCUGAAGAAGAACCCGCUGAAGAACCUGAGAAUCAUGAUCAAGCUGAACCCGUACGCCAAAACCAUGCGGCGCAACACCAUCCUGCGGCACGCGCAGAACCACAAACUCAAGGAAGAGAAGAAAGCCAAGGCCCUGGCCAAGCUGGCAGCUGCCAAGGCCCCAGCUGCACCCAAGGCAGAGCCCCCUGCCAAGAAGGCCAAGACANGGGAGGGAGCUCGGCGUGGUUGGCCCGAAGUUCUCUUUUCCAUGGGCACGGAAAGGGAUGGGAUGGGUCCCCAUCGCUAUCUAGCAGCGCUUUGUGGUUUCUUGAUGUAUUUAUCUAAAGCGAAACAGACCCCACGGGAGCGUUUGCGCCCAUCUAGAGAGGGAAGAACGGCUUGUAUGUAUUUCUUAUUUUAACCAAUUUUUUUUGCA